Molecule: messenger RNA, 249 nt
Organism: Peronospora belbahrii
Lineage: Eukaryota; Oomycota; Peronosporomycetes; Peronosporales; Peronosporaceae
Source: the annotation of a GenBank genome assembly
AUGCCUCCAGAAUUGAAAGAAUACAUUCUGACGGAAUGGCCAAUGCUUGCAGCCAUGCAGCUACCGAUGCUAGUACAGGAAGUAUCAAGACACGAAAGGGUACCACGACGCAGUGUACCAAUAAUCGCGGGUCCUGAAGCGAUGGAAAAGGAAUUGGCUGUGAGCAAAAUGAAUGAGGAACCCGCCGGCGGUGGAUGCGUCGAUCGAACUGCGGGCUGCGUUUGUGAAGGCGGAAAUAGCAGGCGCUAG